Messenger RNA from Leishmania mexicana MHOM/GT/2001/U1103, 1494 nucleotides. RefSeq lists its product as hypothetical. The record is from RefSeq and is a predicted model, not a curated record. Lineage: Eukaryota; Euglenozoa; Kinetoplastea; Trypanosomatida; Trypanosomatidae. The transcript has a single exon. Bases 1 to 1494 code for a protein of 497 amino acids.
AUGAGCUACACGAGCCAUCUGCGCGAGCCAGGACCCUUUGCGGUGCCUUCCUUAGCCUCAAAGGGGAAGGGCGACGACUUCCAGCACCCAUUCGGCGGAGAAACGUGCAACGGGUACACGGCGACCGAGGAGGGAAGUGCGGCACCUACCGCGGAGGUGAGUGAGGAAAAGCACAGCUCCAGCGCCAGCUCAGACUGCAAGAAGGAAGAUGAGAAGUGGAUCUGGGUGCUGGACCCCAUGACCCGCAAGUUGCGGGUGCCGCUGCACUUGCUCGUUCCCACCCACGCCACCUCGACGCCUGGAACAGUGCCGUCGCUGUGCAUAGCCUUCUUGGAAGGCCGGUGCCGCCAUGCUUGGUGCCGCCAGGCGCACGUGGUGCCGUCUGCUAUACCGCAGCUGCGCUACGAGGCGCUGAGCUCACCCACGUGCUGCCACUUCCACCAAGACCCGCAGGACAUCUCGAUGCUGACAAACCACUUCAAGUACGUCCUCAUAACUGGCAACGGUGGCAGCAACGAGCUGAUUCCUGCGGACCGUGUGGCGUGCACAGUCGGGCUUCGCCGCUACUUGGUGCACAACGUCCCCAAGAAGUCCACCUACGCGUCCAUCAAUGCGGCAGGGAAGCGAUCGGUGCCCGACGAGAACGAUAUCCUUGAGCUGCCGGCGAAGUUCAUUUGCCGUCUGCACCUAGCUCAUCGCUGCCGGUACCUGGACGACUGCAACAACAUCCACAUUUGCCGCGAGUUUGAAGUCCGCCUGCAACCGCCUCCGCAGAUCCUGAGCUCGCUCAACUCCGUCACCACCUCGACGCGCACGGUGAACAUCGGUGACACCUGCUACACCGUCACCCCGCUGGCGGUUGGCGACGUGAGCGACGAGGAUUUCAACGCCAUAGCUGAGGCGAAAAGGAUCAACCACCGUAACGCCAGCACGCCUGCGUCCGCAACCUUUAAAAGCGCCAUCCCGCCAUACGACGCAGCCCUCGGCAGCAGCAGUGAAAACGGCAGCCCUAUGCCGUACUCCGCCGCCGGUGGUGCCUUCCCGACGUUCCCGGAUUAUCGUGGCGCACUACGCACGCCCAACACCAGUGCCGUGACCCCGUCGGCGGGGCAGUCACCAGCCUUCCUGAACGCAGAGUCUCCGUCGCAGAUACCGCCAGGCGGCUUCGGCUUUGGCGGUCACCUGCGUGUCUACGAUGUGCGUCCCAAAAAUCAGUCCGGCACGGUGACGCCCAGCUGCACCAACAGCCCCGCAAUGAAUCCUAAUGCACAGGAGAAGAACGGCGCGGGGGGAAAGAUCGCCCCGCCCAAGUACACCGAUGGUGCAUUUCCCACGGCCAUGGCGUCCCGCUCCAACGGGGUGAGCGGAAGCGGCUGCGCGAGCAGCCGCACGGAAGGCGGCAUAAGCCUUGCGACGAGCGAGGCGAACACUCCCUUGGCUACCGGCGGAUACAGCAUUAUAUCCGGGCGAACCGCUGUGACAACGAGGAAGUAG